UUGGGCGGAUACAUAAAAAGUCCACGGGGCUUCGGAUGCUGGCUCAUUUCGGACACGUCCCUCCUGCGCACCGCCUCGUUCUCCCGUUUUCCUUCCCGCCCCGCAUCCAUCCCUCCCUCCCUUCGGCCGAGGAGCGGCGCCGGCCGACCCGCUCGGAGCCCUUCGCUGACGUCGCUGCGCUUCUGGUGACACCUCGAAAGGGAUUUAAUGAGCCCAGAAGACGCCCGAUUUAAGGCUCCGUUUUUAAAACCUUGUUGAUCGUUCCUGGACUUUAUUACUGUAUCACGUCAUACUUGAGACCGUCUUGUUUGGACCUGGACCUCUACUGAUGGAACAAGCUCACUCCUACGUUCUCCUGCAGCCGCCCAACGCCACCUAACAUUUCCUGGAAGAACGUGUCUGCCGCCCGCUCUCAACAAACAUGGACUGUUUUCCCAUGCUUUAUUUUCUGUCGAGACAUCAUGAUUCCUGGUAAUCGAAUGCUGAUGGUCCUUUUCAUAUGCCAAGUCCUGCUGGGAGACAGCAACCAUGCCAGUCUGAUACCCGAAGAAGGAAAAAAGAAAGUGGCGGGCCCGCAGGGUCGUUCGGACACUCAGAGCCAUGAACUGCUGCGGGACUUCGAGGCCACCCUGCUGCACAUGUUCGGCCUCAAGAGGCGGCCCCGGCCCAGCCGCUCGGUCGCCGCCGUGCCGCGCUACCUGCUGGACCUUUAUCGGCUGCAGUCGGGCGAGGGAGAGGAGUCCGUGGGCGGCGACGAAAUUGCCUUUGAGUACCCGGAAAGGUCGGCCAGCCGAGCCAACACAGUGAGGGGCUUCCACCAUGAAGAGCACAUGGAGCGAGUGCACGAGUUGGAUGACGGUGAGGCCACGCCCUUACGUUUCCUGUUCAACCUCAGCAGCAUCCCAGCGGACGAGCUGCUCUCUUCGGCCGAACUGCGCCUCUAUCGACAACAGAUAGCCGAGGCGGACGGCGAUGACAACGACAAGGCGAGCCUCCACCGGAUCAAUGUGUACGAGGUGCUGAAGGCUCCGCGGCCAGGCCAGCUCAUCACGCAGCUCCUGGACACGCGGCUGGUCCGGCACAACGCGUCGCGCUGGGAGAGCUUCGACGUCAGCCCCGCCGUGCCCCUCUUGGUGACGUUCGGCCACGACGGCAAAGGUCACCCGUUGACCAAGCGGACCAAGCGUAGCCCCAAGCAGCGGGGACGCAAGCGCAACCGCAACUGCCGGCGCCACGCGCUCUACGUCGACUUCAGCGACGUGGGCUGGAAUGACUGGAUAGUGGCGCCCCCUGGCUACCAGGCCUACUACUGCCAUGGGGAGUGCCCCUUCCCGCUGGCGGACCACCUCAACUCCACCAACCAUGCCAUUGUUCAGACACUAGUGAACUCUGUGAACAACAACAUUCCCAAGGCCUGUUGCGUGCCCACGGAGCUCAGCGCCAUCUCCAUGCUUUACUUGGACGAAAACGACAAGGUGGUGCUGAAAAACUACCAGGAAAUGGUGGUGGAGGGCUGCGGCUGCCGCUAAAGAGCAAGCUAAUCCGGACUUGGACAAAACAACUUUAUUUAUAACUUUGACGUUGAGGUGUACGUUUGUCUCACUUUUUAUUUGUUGUUCCUUUAAUAAUAUGAUCAUAUAUUUUGACAAAAUAUACAUAUAUUUAUAUCGAUAUAUUAAAAAAAAAUAAGUUGAGUCCUUAUUUUAAACAUGGGGGGGAGCUGUACAACUUUUCAUCAUGUACAUUAGAUUGUAUACGUUUUUUUAACUGAUAAAAUAGAUGAAAAAAUGAUUUACUGGUAAUAUUUAUUUCUUUCACCAUCAUAUAAUUUUUUUUUUCCCAAAAGAACAACAUUUUAUGAAUUCCAGAAGAUCCAUUUUAUAGAAUCCUAGCAUAUAUUGCCAACUGUGCUCAGUUGUUUUCUUUUCACGCACAUUACUUAAAUAUAUUGUCGCUCUGCAAUGAAAUGUCUGACUUGCCAAAUUUUGUGAAUUUGGACCCAAAAGAAAAUAAAUUUUUGCUGAGUUUUAGAUUUUUUUUUUAAUCACAUAUUUGAAGACACAAUUUUUCCUUGAACUGCGACAAUAUAUUGUUUUGCCAUAAUCUCUACAUAAACUGUACACGAAUGAUAAACAGUAAACUAUUUGCCAAUAAAUUGUGGGCCCGCUUGACGAUCAAUAGCUAAAAACGAUUUACCUUGACCAUUGGCAACCAUUGCUCUGAUUCUUGUAGAAAUGUAGUUCAAUUUAAAGAAUCCUAAAAUUA
Molecule: messenger RNA, 2265 nt
Organism: Hippocampus comes (tiger tail seahorse)
Lineage: Eukaryota; Metazoa; Chordata; Actinopteri; Syngnathiformes; Syngnathidae
Gene: bmp4
Product: bone morphogenetic protein 4
Exons: 4
Coding region: 462-1529 (355 amino acids)
Cellular component (GO): extracellular region
Molecular function (GO): growth factor activity; cytokine activity
Source: RefSeq, a predicted model, not a curated record